Molecule: messenger RNA, 676 nt
Organism: Tripterygium wilfordii
Lineage: Eukaryota; Viridiplantae; Streptophyta; Magnoliopsida; Celastrales; Celastraceae
Product: probable calcium-binding protein CML15
Exons: 1
Coding region: 96-593 (165 amino acids)
Molecular function (GO): enzyme regulator activity; calcium ion binding
Source: RefSeq, a predicted model, not a curated record
CUCUUCAUUAUCAAUCUAUCAACACAAUCAAGCUUAAUUUCCUGUUUUUCCCAUCUGGGUUUUGUACAAAUAUCUUGUUAAUCAAUUGCAGAUCGAUGCCGAGCAUGAGUAUGGAAACAUUAGAGGUUGAUCAAGUCAAUCAAUUAAGAGAAGUUUUUGCCCGAUUCGACAUGGAUUCCGACGGGAGCCUGACAAUUCUUGAGCUUGCAGCACUGUUAAGAUCACUAGGACUAAAGCCAUCAGGAGACCAAAUCCAUGUCUUGUUAGCAAACAUGGACUCCAAUGGCAAUGGAACAGUAGAAUUUGAUGAAUUGGUUAGUCUCAUAUUGCCUGACAUGAAGGCCGACAUAUUGAUGAAUCAAGAACAACUCCUGGAGGUAUUUCGAUCGUUCGAUCGAGACGGGAAUGGGUACAUUAGUGCGGCAGAGCUGGCAGGGUCUAUGGCCAAGAUGGGUCAGCCAUUGACAUAUAGAGAGCUAAGAGAGAUGAUCAAAGAGGCUGAUACUGAUGGGGAUGGUGCCAUUAGCUUCAAUGAAUUUGCUUCUGUAAUGGCUAAGUCGGCCUCAGAGUUUCUAGGGCUGGCUUUGUGCUGACAAAUUGGUAUGUAAAAAAGUAAGCUUUACAUUGUUAAUAUGACGAAACUAAAAUGCCAAAGAUCUCAAUGUUUUUACUCCAA